AUGGCUAGGCCUUUGCUGAAGAUCCAGCGCUACUUCCGGAGGAAACCUGUGCGCUUCUUCUCCUUCAUCCUCCUCUACCUGACAGCCGGGAGCCUAGUGUUCCUGCACUCUGGCUUCGUAGGGGACAGCUCCACGGGGGCCAAUGGGGGACGGGACCCCCUGGUGGCAUCUGAGAUGGGGAACAGGGCAGCCUCCUCAGACGGCCGGCGGGUAGGGAUGAUGGGGAGGGUGUUCAAGGAGAACCGCAGACCCACCCCGCGGAGGUACAGCCCUCCCUGGAUGAAAGGAGCUGCUGGGAAGGACAGCCAUGACUGGAGGGCCCGGGGAGGAGACUACACCAGCAGCUGGAACCGCGCCCUCAAAGGACGCAACGCCAAAGAUCUUGACGACGGACGGGGUGAGUUAACAGUUUAUGUCGAGAUGUACUAGCUGGACAGUACCUACAUGGUUUGUGCUGUUAGUACUCUUAACUUGAUUUUAUACAUAACAAUCAGUAUCUCAUAAAAACACCUCUGACUACAGUUUUUUUUUUUAUAUAUAAAAAAUAACAGGUUUAUAGACCGACUGAAGAAAUAAACAGCCUGAAGAAAUAAACUGUCAGUUUUAGUGACUAUCAUACCUAAAUUCACCUUGAGUAUUCGCAUUAUGAAAGAUAUUCCACUAUACACACAGACACAUAGGCACAUACACAUUCACACUCAGUGUUGCUCAAGGUUAAUGUGCCUGGAUAUUGUGACUAUAUAUUUAAGAGGUAAUUGGCACUUCAGGUGAUGCCUCUCCAGAGAGAUGAAGAGCCUUUGUGAACAGAGUGUCUCCUCUCUCUCUCCCAGGGAGAUCUAGAACUUAGUUAGUUAAAUGGUCCCACCCACCCUGGUCCUCCUUAGCCACAGUCAGUCAAUACCCACCAGCAGGCCAUUAAGCAUGAUUAUGCGGGGGGAUAUUAAGAACGUACUGAUUCGUCUCACAGUGAUAGCAGGUUUUCCCCAUAUUUUAUUAUGUACGUUUACCCAUAUCAUAGAGCUAUCCCUAGCAACUCCGUGUGUGACAUUGUAAAUAUUUACUAGAUUCCCAGAUGCCACAGACAAGUGACUUGGAACCAAACCACAAAAUCUCUGGGAAAAAAAUAGAAAAAAGCUAAUUUGAGGAUUGUCUCCAUACCUGCCCAUUAGGCUAAUCCAGCCUGAUGUUUGAAGGGCUCCAACUCCCAACAGAAGGUUUCUAAGCAUAGAUCUUUGGUAAAAUCCUGCACCGCUCGUUUUCAUGGGCCACAUGUAGCAUGUCCAUGGCAAUUAACCUUUCCCAAAAAGAGCUGGCUUGAGCUCCAGUAAAGUGAUGGAGAUGAAUUUAGCCUGGGACUCCGCAUGGCUGGCAGCUGUGAGCAGCUGGUACUGCCAGGAGAGCCCAGCACAGCGCAGAACCGUGCCCUGAUUCCCUCACAUCUAAUCAUGUUAUCCUCCGCAUUGAUCUUUACACUUCCCAUACUGGACGAUAAAGUAUAUAGUAGAAUUUAUACCAGAGGGCAGUAGUUUACUGUAUAAUCAUAGAAAUAUAAUAUUAUCCUUCAUAGUACGAGGAUAACUAGCUACAUAUAGUAAGCCUAUGCAUUAGAGACAUAUGUAUUACAAGCACAAGCACUUCCUGAUUGGAAUUGAUUUGCACAGUGAUUCUUUUUGUGGCAUUCGGAUUGAGAGAAGCACAAACAUGCUUUACAUAGUACAUGUAUUAUAGCUGGGGAUUAAAAGAUCUCUACAUAGUAUGUAUUAUAAUAAUAAUAAUAAUAAUUUGGUGUGUGCUUAUGUUUGUCCUAUUUCACUCAUGUACAUAAUGUCACUUUUUUUACAUAUUACAACUCCCCUGAGACACCUUCGGAGAGUGGGGUCACAAACAGGCUCAGCCAUUAUCAACGGCGACGCUGGAGCAAUUAGAGUUAAAUGACUUGCUCAAGGGCACAUCGACACAUUUUUCACAGUGUCUCUGGGAUUAGAACUAGCGGCCUUUCUAUUACUGGCACAACCCUCUAACAGCUAGGCUACCUGCCGCCGUAAUUAGUGCUUUCCCCUUCAUCCAUGACUCCUCUGUCCCACAGCGCCAGGCCCUUGUCAUGUUCUCUUCAAGAGCAGCCACACGCAACCUGCUCCCCACCGUACACACAUGCAUGCACGAGCACACACGCACGCGCACACACACACACACACACAGAGAAAACACACACACACUGUCUGAAAGAAACAUUACGCAAAUACUGUGGUCCCCAUGUCUCCAACCACCUCAUCUACCCUAUUUUAAGGAAUAAUCCAGCAAGUGUAUUGUUGUUAUCCAGUACAGAUGAAUGUUAUGUGUUGACAUCCCUCAUGAGGCCAGAGCAUUACUGUACAUAUAACAAGAUUAUAUGAUCAGAUAAUAACAUGAUAGGAGAGUGGAGACAGUAAGCUCAUACUGUGGCUUCAAACUCAGAGAGGCAGAUUGUUUCUAAAAUGUCUGUGAUUUUGUUUGUGAAAUCGAGAGGAAAAAACACAGCUGAUUGAAAUGGAACCCCUAUCCAUCACUUGUCAGCACCAGAUCUUCUGAUACAACUAUAAGGUGGCUGAAUGAUUGCCCUACACUCCUGCCAUACAUCUGCAUACACAUUAUUCGUUCAUACAGUAUAGCGUUCAUAUUUGUGUCUGUUGUCUUCCUGCCACAUGACUGUGCUUACAUCACAACCUGCAUAUACUCCCCUACGUAUUUACAGUAUUUGGACAGUGAAGCUAAAACUAAUUUGGCUCUAUACUCCAGCAAUUUGGAUAAAAAUACAUGUUUCAUAUGAGGCGACAAUACAGACUGUCACCUUUUAGAGGGUAUUUUCAUACAUAUUUGUUUUACCGUUUAGAAAUGAAAGCACUUUAUGUAUGUAGUUCCCCCAUUUGAAGGUGUCAUAAGUAUUUGGACAAAUUCACUUAUAGUGUAUUAAAGUAGUCAGAAGUUGAGUAUUUGGUCCCUACAUCAAGCUUGUGACUAUACAAAGUUGAUGGAUGCAUUUGCAGUUUGUUUUGGUUGUGCUUUUAAUUAUGUUGUGCCCAAUAGAAAUUAAUGGUAAAUAUUGUAUUGUGUCAUUUUGGAGUCACUUCUAUUGUAAAUGUCACGACUUCCUCCGAAGCUGCCACCUCUCCUUGUUCAGGCAGGCUUCGGCGUUUGUGGUCACCGGCCUUCUAGCCACUGCCGCUCCACAUCUCAUCAUUCCAUUGGUUUUGUGUUUAUUACACACACCUGGUUCAUAUCCCCUCAUCAGUACCUGUAUAAGUGUUCCCUCUGCCCCCUUGUCUUUGUGUGUGAUUGUUUAUUGUGGAGGAUAGUGAAGAUCGGUGGAGCGCCGUGUAUUUUGUAUCGCCGGGAUAUUUUCCAGUGUGCCUGUUUUGCGCACUAGAGUGUUUUUACGCAUUUCUGCAUAACUCUGUAAUUGCGGAAUAAAGCCUGUUAUUCUGUGAUGUACCCUCCUGCGCCUGACUCCUUCGACAUUACAGUAAAUAAAAAUCGAAUAUUUUUCUGAACAUUUCUAUAUUAAUGUAGAGCGAUCAAUCAAUAAAAUUGUAUUUGUCACAUGCACCGAAUACAACAGGUGUAGACCUUACCGUGAAAUGCUUACUUACAAGCCCUUAACCAACAAUGCUGUUUUAAUAAAAUAGAGUUAAGAAAAUAUUUACUAAACAAACUAAAGUAACAUUAGUCGAGGUAGUUUGUACAUGUAGGUAGGGGUAAAGUGACUGCAUUGAUAAUAAACAGCGAGUAGCAGCAGUGUAAAAACAAAGGUGGGGGGGUCAAUGCAAAUAGUCUAUAAGUGAAUUUGUCCAAAUACUUAUGACACCUUCAAAUGGAGGGACUAGAUACAUAAAGUGCUUUAAUUUCUAAACGGUAAAACAGAUAUGUAUGAAAAUACUCUCAAAUAAAAGGUGACAUUCUGUACUGUUGCAUCAUAUGAAACAUUGAAUCUCAAAUCCAAAAUGCUGGAAUAUAGAGCCGCGGGGAGUGUAUCUCUGCUUCCCUGAAUGACUGGCUUCUGAUCUGAUUAUUUCAUUUCAUAAACUCAGCACAAAAAAGGAAGGCGGAUGGUCAGCCCCAUUGAAGUGCAGUUCAGUUUAGCUAAAUCACUGCUUCCCUUUGUCCUAAAGCAGAUUAGUGAUCAUGCUCAGUCCGCUCCGCUACUAUGUCUGGGAGGAAGAUUACUGCCCAGGACCUACAGAGCACCACAUGCUGCCGCUCAACCCGCCUUUUAGAUUAUUACAAUCAUUUUAUUUUAUUUUUAUUUCACCUUUAUUUAACCAGGUAAGCCAGUUGAGAACAAGUUCUCAUUUACAACUGCGACCUGGCCAAGAUAAAGCAAAGCAGUGCGAUAAAAACAACAACACAGAGUUACAUAUGGGGUAAAAAAACAUAAAGUCAAAAAAUACAACAGAAAAUAUAUAUAUACAGUGUGUGCAAAUGUAGCAAGUUAUGGAGGUAAGGCAAUAAAUAGGCUAUAGUGCAAAAUAAUUACAAUUACUAUUAACACUGGAAUGCUAGAUGUGCAAGAGAUUAUGUGCAAAUAGAGAUACUGGGGUGCAAAAGAGCAAAAUAAAUAACAAUAUAGGGAUGAGGUAGUUGGGUGUGCUAAUUUCAGAUGGGCUGUGUACAGGUGCAGUGAUCGGUAAGGUGCUCUGACAACUGAUGCUUAAAGUUAGUGAGGGAGAUAAGUCUCCAGCUUCAGAGAUUUUUGCAAUUCGUUCCAGUCAUUGGCAGCAGAGAACUGGAAGGAAUGGCGGCCAAAGGAGGUGUUGGCUUUGGGGAUGACCAGUGAGAUAUACCUGCUGGAGCGCAGACUACGGGUGGGUGCUGCUAUGGUGACCAAUGAGCUAAGAUAAGGCGGGGAUUUGCCUAGCAGUGAUUUAUAGAUGGCCUGGAGCCAGUGGGUUUGACGACGAACAUGUAGUGAGGACCAGCCAACAAGAGCGUACAGGUCACAGUGGUGGGUAGUGUAUGGGGCUUUGGAGACAAAACGGAUGGCACUGUGAUAGACUACAUCCAAUUUGCUGAGUAGAGUGUUGGAGGCUAUUUUGUAAAUGACAUCGCCGAAGUCAAGGAUCGGUAGGAUAGUCAGUUUUACGAGGGCAUGUUUGGCAGCAUGAGUGAAGGAGGCUUUGUUGCGAAAUAGGAAGCUGAUUCUAGAUUUAACUUUGGAUUGGAGAUUCUUAAUGUGAGUCUGGAAGGAGAGUUUACAGUCUAACCAGACACCUAGGUAUUUGUAGUUGUCCACAUACUCUAGGUCAGACCCGUCGAGAGUAGUGAUUCUAGUCGGGUGGGCGGGUGCCAGCAGCGUUCGAUUGAAGAGCAUGCAUUUAGUUUUACUAGUGUUUAAGAGCAGUUGGAGGCUACUGAAGGAGUGUUGUAUGGCAUUGAAGCUCGUUUGGAGGUUUGUUAACACAGUGUCCAAUGAAGGGCCAGAUGUAUACAAAAUGGUGUCGUCUGCGUAGAGGUGGAUCUGAGAGUCACCAGCAGCAAGAGCGACAUCAUUGAUAUACACAGAGAAAAUAGUCGGCCCAAGAAUUGAACCCUGUGGCACCCCCAUAGAGACUGCCAUAGGUCCAGACAACAGGCCCUCCGAUUUGACACAUUGAACUCUAUCUGAGAAGUAGUUGGUGAACCAGGCGAGGCAGUAAUUUGAGAAACCAAGGCUAUUUAGUCUGCCAAUAAGAAUGCGGUGGUUGACAGAGUCGAAAGCCUUGGCCAGGUCGAUGAAGACGGCUGCACAGUACUGUCUAUUAUCGAUCGCGGUUAUAAUAUCGUUUAGGACCUUGAGCGUGGCUGAAGUGCACCCAUGACCAGCUCGGAAACCGGAUUGCAUAGCGGAGAAGGUACGGUGGGAUUCGAAAUGGUCGGUGAUCUGUUUGUUAACUUGGCUUUCAAAUACUUUCGAAAGGCAGGGCAGGAUGGAUAUAGGUCUGUAACAGUUUGGAUCUAGAGUGUCACCCCCUUUGAAGAGGGGGAUGACCGCGGCAGCUUUCCAAUCUCUGGGGAUCUCAGACGUUAUGAAAGAGAGGUUGAACAGGCUAGUAAUAGGGGUUGCGACAAUUUUGGCGGCUAGUUUUAGAAAGAAAGGGUCCAGAUUGUCUAGCCCAGCUGAUUUGUAGGGGUCCAGAUUUUGCAGCUCUUUCAGAACAUCAGCUGUCUACAUUUGUGUGAAGGAGAAGCGGGGGGGGGGGGGGGGGGGGGGGGGGGGGGGGGGCAUGGGCAAGUUGCAGCGGAGGGUACAGAGUUGGUGGCCGGGGUAGUGGUAGCCAGGUGGAAAGCAUGGCAAAAUGCUUGUUGAAAUUCUCGAUUAUUGUAGAUUUAUCGGUGGUGAUAGUGUUUCCUAGCCUCAGUGCAGUGGGCAGCUGGGAGGAAGUGCUCUUAUUCUCCAUGGACUUUACAGUGUCCCAAAACGUUUUGGAGUUAGUGCUACAGGAUGCACAUUUCUGUUUGAAAAAGUUAGCCUUUGCUUUCCUGACUGCUUGUGUAUACAGGUUCCUAACUUCCCUGAAAAGUUGCAUAUCGCGGGGGCUAUUUGAUGCUAAUGCAAUACGCCACAGGAUGUUUUUGUGCUGGUCAAGGGCAGUCAAGUCUGAGGAGAACCAGGGGCUAUAUCUGUUCUUAGUUCUGUAUUUUUUGAAUGGGGCAUGUUUAUUUAAGAUUGAGAGGAAAUUACUUUUAAAGAACAACCAGGCAUCCUCUACUGACGGAAUGAGAUCUAUAUCCAUCCAGGAUACCUGGGCCAGGUCAAUUAGGAAGGCCUGCUCGCUAAAGUGUUUUAGGGAGCGUUUGACAGUGAUGAGGGGUGGUCGUUUGACCACGGACCCGUUACGGACGCAGGCAAUAAGGCAGUGAUCGCUGAGAUCCUGGUUGAAGACAGCGGAGGUGUAUUUAGAGGUAAUGUAAUGUGAUGUGGUGGUUUAAUGUGGUGGUUUAGAAUGUGCAUUGUGCAACCAUCUCCCCCCUCCCCCAUUUGGAGAUUGCAGGGGACAGCUGGUGUAGGUUUGGGAUUGGUCUAUCCAUCAUGCUACCUCACAGACAGAGCAGGAAGUAAGGGUGGAAGGAUCAGCCAGUCCCACUGCAGAAUGACAUUACCAGCCUUUCCUCCCUCCCCCCUCCCUACCUCGGUCCCUACCUACUCACUUUGAAUAAGUCAGGAAGUGUAUUGAGUGCCGUUGCAGUAACAGGCCACUAGAAGGGGUUGUGUGUCUUUAUUAUUAAAUAAACAUGCCCGUCUGGUGUUGAUUCCUUGAGCAGCAGCGUUGCCCUCAAUAUGUCUUCACUGUAUGGAGCAGAUUGAUGAUCAUGUUGGAUUUGACUUUAAAGUUAUUUUACUAAUAUACAGAAUGUCUCUACAGAAUUUUUGCUACAAUAUUUUUUUCUGUUAAAUCUAUAAUUUACCAUGACUGUAUUAAUAAGCAAUUACCAUUGGAAAUAACUUGUUAAACGCCAAUUUUUCUUCGUGUUCUACCCAAAACUGUAUUAUUGCCUCUCUCCCUUGUCUCCCAUAAUAUUGCUCUGCUUGAAUUGUGCAUUUUUGAUUUGUUAUGAGAAAUGUUUUGUUCUUCUCUCUUAAAGCGAAUUACAUCGGCUGCUAUAUCGACGACACUGCGAAAAGAGCACUCAGGGGAGUGUCCUUUUUUGACUACAAGAAAAUGACGGUCUUCCGUUGCCAGGACAACUGUGCUGAAAGGUAGGCCUGGGAAUAUAAAAACUAACAAACACAGGAUGGGAGUGAGGAGUAAAGGUUGUAUGCCUGAGUGUAGAUUAACAUGUCUGGCAGGAUGAGAUUAGUCCUGCAUGUCUAAGGAAUGUAGGGCCUUGUGCCAGCUGUCAUACAUAGUCUCACACCCUCUCCCUCUCUCUCUUUUCUCCUUCACAUUAGCUCCAUAGCUCUCGAUAACUGUACUGUCCAUACCUUUUCCACAUUAUUUCUCUCUAUCUCUUUCUCUCUCUCGUUCUCUUUCUUUCUGGCUCUCUUUCUCUCUCUUUCGCUCGCUCUCUUUCUCUCUCUCUUUCGGUCUCUUUCACUCUCUCUUUCUCUCUUACUGUCUCUCUUUCGCUUUCUCUCGGUCUCUCUGUCUCUCUCUCUCUGUCUCUCUCUCUCUCUCUCUCUCUCUCUCUCUUUCUCUCUCUCUUUGCCUGCCUCUUUCCUACUUAUAUCAUUUUCUUCAUAUCAUCUCUUUCUCCCGCUUCGCCUUGCCUCCCCCUCUCCCUCUCGCUCCCUAUGGACGUCUCAGCCCAACGGCUCAGCCCAACACCCACCGCUGACUCACAGGAGAGGAGAGAAAGAGUGGAGGAGAUUAUAUAUAUAUAUAUACAGUACCAGUCAAAAGUUAGGACACACCUACUCAUUCAAGGGUUUUCUUUAUUUUUUACUAUUUUCUACAUUGUAGAAUAAUAGUGAAGACAUCAAAACUAUGAAAUAACACAUAUGGAAUCAUGUAGUAACCAAAAAAGUGUUAAACAAAUCAAAAUAUAUUUUAUAUUUGAGAUUCUUCAAAUACCCACCCUUUGCCUUGAUGACAGCUUUGCACACUCUUGGCAUUCUCUCAACCAGCUUCACCUGGAAUGCUUUUCCAACAGUGUUGAAGGAGUUCCCACAUAUGCUGAGCACUUGUUGGCUGCUUUUCCUUCACUCUGCCGUCCGACUCAUCCCAAACCAUCUCAAUUGGGUUGAGGUCGGGGUAUUGUGGAAGCCAGGUCAUCUGAUGGAGCACUCCAUCACUCUCCUUCUUGGUCAAAUAGCCCUUACACAGCCUGGAGGUGUGUUGGGUCAUUGUCCUAUUGAAAACCAAAUGACAGUCCCACUAAGCCGAAACCAGAUGGGAUGGCGUAUCGCUGCAGAAUGCUGUGGUAGCCAUGCUGGUUAAGUGUGCCUUGAAUUCUAAAUAAAUCACAGACAGUGUCACCAGCAAAGCACCCCCACACCAUAACACCUCCUCCUCCAUGCUUUACGGUGGGAAAUACACAUGCAGAGAUCAUCCGUUCACCCACACCGCAUCUCACAAAGACACAGCGGUUGGAACCAAAAAUCUAAAAUUUGGACUCCAGACCAAAGGACAAAUUUCCACCCGUCUAAUGUCCAUUGCUCGUGUUUCUUGGCCCAAGCAAGUCUCUUCUUCUUAUUGGUGUCCUUUAGUAGUGGUUUCUUUGCAACAAAUCGACCAUGAAGGCCUGAUUCACACAGUCUCCUCUGAACAGUUGAUGUUGAGAUGUGUCUGUUACUUGAACUCUGUGAAGUAUUUAUUUGGGCUGCAAUUUCUAAGGCUGGUAACUCUAAUGAACUUAUCCUCUGCAGCAGAGGUAACUCUGGGUCUUCCAUUCCUGUGGCGGUCCUCAUGAGAGCCAGUUGUAUCAUAGCGCUUGAUGGUUUUUGCGACUGCACUUGAAGAAACUUUCAAAGUUCUUGUAAUGUUCCGUAUUGACUGAUCUUCAUGUCUUAAACUAAUGAUGGACUGUCGUUUCUCUUUGCUUAUUUGAGAUGUUCUGGCCAUAAUAUGGACUUGGUCUUUUACCAAAUAGGGCUAUCAUCUGUAUACCCCCCCAUAUCUUGUCACAACACAACUGAUUUGCUCAAACGCAUUAAGAAGGAAAUAAAUGUCUCAAAGCUGUGCAAAGCUCUUAGAGACUUACCCAGAAAUACUCACAGCUGUACUCGCUGCCUAAGGUGAUUCUAACAUGUAUUGACUCAGAGGUGUGAAUACUUAUGUAAGUAAGAUAUUUCUGUAUUUAAUUUUCAAUAAAUUAGCAAACAUUUCUAAAAACAUGUUUUCACUUUGUCAUUAUGGGGUAUUGUGUUUAGAUGGGUGAGAAAAACAUAUAUUUAAUCCAUUUGAAUUCAGGCUGUAACACAACAAAAUGUGGAAUAAGUCAAUGGGUGUGAAUAGUUUCUGAAGGCACUGUACAGACAUAUCAAUGAAGCAGAGAAGUGCACCAUGGUGACUAGCUAGCUUUCCUUGAUUGGCAGUCUGUAUGAUUUCUUCAGGGUAAAGGCUGUGUUGUGCUGGCCAUCUAUUGGCACUAUGAAGGCAUCUCAGGAGUCAAGUGUGCAUCCCUCAUGUGCCACUGCCAGGUUACUGUUCCCCAGGGAGUGUACAGGCCUUGUGUGUUUGAUGGAUAGAGCCUUCCAGAAUACUGUACUGUGUAUGGACUCAUAAUCAGCAUCACCCGAAAAACAAGCUCUGGUGUCUUGGUGCAGUAUUAAUGCACACACUCUCUCUCUGAUUCUGACCUUGUCCACCCAGAGAGCUCUCUUCAUCUUGGAGAGGGCGAGUGAGGUUACUGCUGGUUACCCAACUGAAUGUCUAUGAGUCAUUCACCCUAUUAGUGGACUGACUCUGUAUAGAGCACUGCUGAGAGAGAGGGUCAUGCGCGUCUUGCAGUUGCAUGCAUAAUCGAGUUACAAUCUUUUCUUUCUGUUAACAGUAUUUUUAGCCCCAAUCAAUCUGGUUUUAGAUCUAAACACAGUACCACAUCGGCCACUAUGCUUGUUGUAAAUGAUAUUGCAAAUGCCUUAGAUGAUGGAAAGCACUGUGCUGCGUUGUUUGUAGAUUUGUCAAAAGCUUUUGACACUGUAGACCAUGCUAUCCUUUUGAGUAAGCUGUCAUCUAUAGGACUGGGCACUGAUGCCUGUCGAUGGUUUUAUGACUAUUUUAAAGAUAGAACUCAGGCCGUCAUGGUCGACGGGGUCAAGUCUGACCCCUUACAGUUACUUAAAGGGGUCCCUCAGGGUUCAAUAAUUGGCCCACUAUUGUUCUCACUUUAUAUAAACAACAUUGGUGAUGAUGUCAGAUAUUGUAAAUUCCAUUUAUAUGCAGAUGACACAGUGAUGUACUCUAUUGCUCCAACAGCGGACCAAGCUUUAAUGCAGUUGAGUCUGAUUUUAGGAUACUACAGCGGUCUCUUUUAUAGCUUAAACUUGUUUUAAACGCAAAGAAAACAAAAUUCUCAAUUAGAAACACUUUUGUAAUCACUAGCUUGGAUGGUACUCAAAUCAAACAGGUCUCUGCAAAUAAAUACUUAGGGGUAUGGUUAGAUGAUAGGCUUUCUUUUAAAAAACAUGUUACUGAAUUGGGAAAAAAAGAUCAAAUUCAAGAUAGGGUUCCUUUACAGAAACAGGGCUUGUCUGUCCUCCGUAAAUAGAAAACAAAUUGUGCAGGCUACUUUUAUGUCCGUUUUAGAUUAUGGUGAUAUUAUCUAUAUGCAUGCAUCGGCAAACACAUUAAAACCACUGGAUGCUAUUUACCAUUGUGCACUCAGGUUUAUCACAGGUGAUAGUUACAAAACUCAUCACUGUUUCCUAUAUCAACAUGUGGGUUGGGCCUCUCUAUCUGUGAGGCGAGAGCAACAUGCUCUCUUGUUUAUUUAUAAAGCACUUCUUUUAAAACUACCUCCAUAUAUAUCAUCAUUAAUUUCCACUAGAUAUACUAAUUUUAAAACCAGAUCACAGAUGUGGAUUACAUUAGAGACUUCUGUGGUCUCCACAGAGUUGGGUAGGACUGCCUUCAGUUCCUUUGCACCUUAUUUAUGGAACAAACUGCAGAUCCAACUUAAGUUAGACACUCUGGUGUCCCUUGCCCAUUUUAAAAAUGUUAUGGAGGAUCAAUAUGAUGUUGUCUGUGAUUGUUUCUGUUGAAUUGUGUUUUUUGUUUUGUAUGUUUGAAAUGUUCUUGUCUGUAUGUCUAAAACUGUACAUGUCAACAUGUUUACACAGGGCACAGCCGUAAAAGAGAUCCAGGUCUCAGUCUGUUUUUCCCUGUUAAAAUAAAGAUUAAAAAUAAAUAAAAAUAAAAGGUCAGGGCCCCUGGGCACGUGACCUGCAUGCCCAGUCGGUGUCUGACAAGGCUAAUUGCGUGACUGUCAGUGACUGACAUAAGAAGAGAAAAACAGCUGAUGCACUACCAAAUUUAGAAAUUGCAACUGGUGUAUUCUUAUAUUCUUACUCUCAAUAGUAAGUUCCAAUAUAUAUAUAUAUAUAUAUAUAUAUAUAUAUAAUAUAUAUAUAUAUAUAUAAGAGCGAGAGAGAAAGAGAGCGAGACAGAGAGAGCGAGAGAGAGAGCGAGAGAAGAGAGAAGAGAGAGAAGAACGGAGAGAGAGAGCGAGCUAUAGAGAGCGAGCUGCCGCUCUCGCUCUCUCUUCGCGCGGCUCUCUUCUCCGAGAGCUCUCGCUCCUCUCUCUCGUCAUCUCUCUAUGAGAGCUCCUCGAGCUCGCGACUCUGGAUCUGAGAGAGAGAGCUCGAGAGAGAGAGAGAGAGUACCAGUCAAAAGUUUGGACACACCUACUAAUUUCUCUUUGCUUAUUUGAGCUGUUCUUGCCAUAAAUAUAGACUUGGUCUUUUACCAAAUAGGGCUUCAAAGCUGUCAUCAAGGCAAAGGUUGGCUACUUUGAAGAAUGUCAAAUAUAAAAUAUAUAUUGAUUUGUUUAACACUUUUUUGGUUACUACAUGAUUCCAUACGUGUUAUUUCAUAGUUUUGAUGUCUUCACUAUUAUUCUACAAUGUAGAAAAUAGUUUAAAAAAAAGAAAAACCCUUGAAUGAGUAGGUGUGUCCAAACUUUUGACUGGUAGUGUAUAUAUAUAUAUAUAUAUAUAUAUAUAUAUAUAUAUAUAUACAGUGGGGAAAAAAAGUAUUUAGUCAGCCACCAAUUGUGCAAGUUCUCCCACUUAAAAAGAUGAGAGAGGCCUGUAAUUUUCAUCAUAGGUACACGUCAACUAUGACAGACAAAAUGAGAAAGAAAAAUCCAGAAAAUCACAUUGUAGGAUUUUUAAUGAAUUUAUUUGCAAAUUAUGCUGGAAAAUAAGUUUUUGGUCAAUAACAAAAGUUACUCAAUACUUUGUUAUAUACCCUUUGUUGGCAAUGACACAGGUCAAAUGUUUCUGUAAGUCUUCACAAGGUUUUCACACACUGUUGCUGGUAUUUUGGCGCAUUCCUCCAUGCAGAUCUCCUCUAGAGCAGUGAUGUUUUGGGGCUGUCGCUGGGCAACACGGACUUUCAACUCCCUCCAAAGAUUUUCUAUGGGGUUGAGAUCUGGAGACUGGCUAGGCCACUCCAGGACCUUGAAAUGCUUCUUACGAAGCCACUCCUUCGUUGCCCGGGCAGUGUGUUUGGGAUCAUUGUCAUGCUGAAAUACCCAGCCAUGUUUCAUCUUUAAUGCCCUUGCUGAUGGAAGGAGGUUUUCACUCAAAAUGUCACGAUACAUGGCCCCAUUCAUUCUUUCCUUUACACGGAUCAGUCGUCCUGGUCCCUUUGCAGAAAAACAGCCCCAAAGCAUGAUGUUUCCACCCCCAUGCUUCACAGUAGGUAUGGUGUUCUUUGGAUGCAACUCAGCAUUCUUUGUCCUCCAAACACGACAAGUUGAGUUUUUACCAAAAAGUUAUAUUUUGGUUUCAUCUGACCAUAUGACAUUCUCCCAAUCCUCUUCUGGAUCAUCCAAAUGCACUCUAGCAAUCUUCAGACGGGCCUGGACAUGUACUGGCUUAAGCAGGGGGACACGUCUGGCACUGCAGAAUUUGAUUCCCUGGCGGCGUAGUGUGUUACUGAUGGUAAGCUUUGUUACUUUGGUCCCAGCUCUCUGCAGGUCAUUCACUAGGUCCCCCCAUGUGGUUCUGGGAUUUUUGCUCACCGUUCUUGUGAUGAUUUUGACCCCACGUGGUGAGAUGUUGCGUGGAGCCCCAGAUCGAGGGAGAUUAUCAGUGGUCUUGUAUGUCUUCCAUUUCCUAAUAAUUGCUCCCACAGUUGAUUUCUUCAAACCAAGCUGCUUACCUAUUGCAGAUUCAGUCUUCCCAGCCUGGUGCAGGUCUACAAUUGUGUUUCUGGUGUCCUUUGACGUCUCUUUGGUCUUGGCCAUAGUGGAGUUUGGAGUGUGACUGUUUGAGGUUGUGGACAGGUGUCUUUUAUACUGAUAACAAGUUCAAACAUGUGCCAUUAAUACAGGUAACGAGUGGAGGACAGAAAUCUUCUUAAAGAAGAAGUUACAGGUCUGUGAGAGCCAGAAAUCUUGCUUGUUUGUAGGUGACCAAAUACUUAUUUUCCAGCAUAAUUUGCAAAUAAAUUCAUUAAAAAUCGUACAAUGUGAUUUUCUGGAUUUUUCUUUCUCAUUUUGUCUGUCAUAGUUGACGUGUACCUAUGAUGAAAAUUACAGGCCUCUCUCAUCUUUUUAAGUGGGAGAACUUGCACAAUUGGUGGCUGACUAAAUACUUUUUUUCCCCACUGUAUAUAUAUAUAUAUAUAUAUAGCUUAUGCCUGGAACCAGCCCUGUAGGUAGUAACCACUAGAAGCCCUGAGAGUCUCGCUGCAUUAGUUGCAACCAAUGCUGAAUAUUUUUGUGUAAGCCUGAGCCUCUCUGUUAUUAUUGAUGAUAUUAACGUUACCCCCUCUGUUUCCCUUUCACCAGGGGCUACCUGUAUUCAGGCCUAGAGUUUGGGGCGGAGUGCUACUGUGGCCACAAGAUCCAGGCCCCCAAUGCCUCUGAGAGUGAAUGCAACAUGGAGUGUAAGGGCGAGAAGGGCAACCUGUGUGGAGGGGCCAACCGCCUGUCAAUCUACAGACUUGAGCUGAGCCAGGAGUCAGCACGCCGCUGUGAGUCUCAACCACCCAUCACCACACUGCAUGCUGUUGUCUGUUUAUCCAUGUAACCAUCUGAGGGGAAAUGGAUAUGUCGUGAGCUGCGGUACAACGAGGAGUUGAGUGUGAGGGGAUGUUCAGAGGCCACAGGGGAGAGGCUCCUCCUCCCUCUCCUCCCACUCAAUCUCCACCCCUUCUUCCUCUCCCAAGAUCAUAGCCACCAAUGUGCAAUCUUUGGCAGUAUAUCUAUUGCUCAGGGAAGAGGCACCAAGCUUGUUUAUAUUCAGGGUUACAAUAACAACAUUGUGAUUGUUGUUAUUUCUAUUUUUUCCUGUCUGCUAAAGCCCCCUUAUUGCAGAUUGCUGAGCAAUUCUCUUUUUCAAUGUGUGUAUGCAUGCUCUGACACCUCCAACACGGAUUGCAGUACCUGCUGCAGAAACAGAAAGGUGCUCUGGUUCUCAUGGCCUUGGGCUAAUAUAUAUAUUGAACAAAAAUAUAAACCAACAUGCAACAACUUCAAAGAUUUUGCUGAGUUACAGUUCAUAUAAGGAAAUCAAUUUCCUUAGGCCUUAAUAUAUGGAUUUCACAUGACUGGGAACACAGAUAUGCAUCUGUUGGUCAUAAAUACCUUUUAAAAAAAGCUAGGGGCGUGGAUCAUUAUCUGGUGUGACCACCUUUUGCCUCAUGCAUUGCGACACAUCUCCAUUGCAUAGAGUUGAUCAGACUGUUGAUUGUGGCCUGUGAAUGUUGUCCCACUCCUCUUCAAUGACUGAGCGAAGUUGCUGGAUAUUGGCUGGAACUGGAACACGCUGUUGUACACGUUGAUCCAGAGCAUACCAAACAUGCUCAAUGGGUGACAUAUCUGGUGAGUAUGCAGGCCAUGGAAUAACUGGGACAUUUUCAGCUUCCAGGAACUGUGUACAGAUCCUUGCGACAUGGGGCUGUGCAUUAUCAUGCUGAAGCAUGAAGUGAUGGCGGCGGAUGAACAGCAUGACAAUGGGCCUCAGGAACUCGUCACGGUAUCUCUGUGCACUCAAAUUGCCAUCGAUAAAAUGCAAUUGUGUUCGUUGUCCGUAGCUUAUGCCUGCCCAUACCAUAACCCCACCACCAACAUGGGGCACUCUGUUCACAACGUUGACAUCAGCAAACCGCUUGCCCACACAACGCCAUACACGCUGUCUGCCAUCUGUCUGGCAGAGUUGAAACCGGGAUUAAUCCAUGAAGAGCACACUUCUCCAGCGUGCCAGUGGUCAUCGAAGGUGAGCAUUUGCCCACUGAUGUCGGCUACGACGCCAAACUGCAGUCAGGUCAAGACCCUGGUGAGGAUGGCGAGCACGCAGAUGAGCUUCCUUGAGACGGUUUCUGCAGAAAUUCUUCAGUUGUGCAAACCCACAGUUUCAUCAGCUGUCCGGGUGGCUGCUCUCAGACGAUCCCGCAGGUGAAGAAGCCAGAGGUGGAGGUCCUGGGCUGGCAUGGUUACACGUGGUAUGCGUUUGUGAGGCUGGUUGGAUGUACUGCCAAAUUCUCUAAAACGACGUUGGAAGCAGCUUAUGGUAGAGAAAUGAACAUUUAAUUCCCAGGCAACAGCUCUGGUGGACAUUUCUGUAGUCAGCAUGCCAAUUGCACGUUCCCUCAACUUGAGACACAAGGUGCACCUGUGUAAUGAUCAUGCUGUUUAAUCAGCUUCUUGAUAUGCCACAACUGUCAGGUGGAUGGAUUAUCUUGGCAAAGGAGAAAUUCUCACUAACAGGGAUGUAAACAAAUUUGUGUACAAAAUUUGAGAGAAAUAAGCAUUUUGUGCAUAUGGAAAAUUUCUGGGAUCUUUUAUUUCAGCUCAUGAAACAUGGGACCAACACUUUACAUGUUGUGUUUAUAUAUUUUUGAUUGAAAGCAUAAGACAAAAGAUAAAGAGUGAGAGAAAGUAAGAAACAGAUUGGGUAUCAAGGUGCUGGUGCUGGAUUGUCUCUCCUCCCCUGUAUGCAGCUGUGAGAGUGCUGGAGGCAGGAGUCACAUCUAAAAGACAUUUAGUCCCUUACACACUAUGACUAACUCCUCCAGGUCUUCAACACACGGACCACCUGCCAUGGAAAAUAUAUUGGCUAUAGUGCCCUGCUGUCUGUACAUACCAAUGAGUUUUCUCGCCUCUCUUGGUGCAUAACCUACACAGACUGCCCACUUCCCUGUUAUUUGCUGUUCUACAGUAUCACUGGUUCUGUUAUUUGCUGUUCUACAGUAUGUCUGGUUCUGUUAUUUGCUGUUCUACAGUAUGGCUGGUUCUGUUAUUUGCUGUUCUACAGUAUGGCUGGUUCUGUUAUUUGCUGUUCUACAGUAUGGCUGGUUCUGUUAUUUGCUGUUCUACAGUAUGUCUGGUUCUGUUAUUUGCUGUUCUACAGUAUGGCUGGGCCUGUUAUUUGCUGUUCUACAGUAUGGCUGGGCCUGUUUGCACUGUGGUUGUCCAUAGGGAUAGCCUGGGGAUAAAGGUUGUUUAGACAGCCAGUGCAGGAGAGCCAGGCAGUCCCUGAUGUGAUGGUAACGGCUCAGGGCAGGCCGCUGCUGCGUCAGGGCCUCAUGCUCUGUAUUAGGUUCCUAGCAAGGCCAAGGGAGGGUUCGAUGGAUACUAUAGGGGUCAAACUGAAAGUUUUGUUCAGUCAGAACACACAUGAAAAUGGGUUAGUGAUCGAUACUAAUGUAGUAUGUUGUGUUUGUUGUGUUUCUCCUUGGUUCAGAUGGGAGCGCCAUCUUUAAGGGGUGCUUCCACAGACCUGACAACGUCACACUGGCACUGCCCGUUAGCGCUGUCAUCCAGAACAUUUCAGUGGAGAAGUGUGUGGACAUGUGCACAGAGAAGGUGAGGGAAAUGUGCAUGUUGUGAUGUCAGAUUUCGAUGUCUGUUUGCUUGGUGCUGAGAGAGAGAGAGAGAGAGAGAGAGGUUGUGUGCAUGUGUAUCAUAUGCGUACAUCUUUCUCCCUCUAACGUCCCUCUCCUCCCUCCUUCCUGCCCUCAAGGAGCUGUCCCUAGCAGUCCUGGCUGGAGACAGGUGUCUCUGUGGGUUCCCCACCCCCCACUUCUCCCUCCAUGAGAUGGAGGAUGAGGACAUGUGCCUGCACCGCUGCCGUGGCGAGGAGUUUGAGAGCUGUGGGAAUGACGAAUACUUUGUGGUGUACCAGACACAGGUCCAAGGUAAACUAGUCACUAUGUGCCACUGACCUCAUCAUUCUAAACCCUUUCUAGUUGUAAUGACUGGAUACGACUACAUCAAUUACCAUUACCAAUGUCAUUCACAUUAAAGGAUGGAUUUCCAUAGAUUUGUAUUGAUGCUCUUUGAGUAGAAGAGAUUGACAGAGUGCUGAAAGUGGCACAGGAGUGGCAGUAUUUCUGAGCAUGGGCCAGUGUGGGGAGGGUGUUCUUGUGAAACAGCUAGCUCACUUAUUUCACACCAUCACCCCACGCUGCUGUUUUCUCACACUUCAGUGAAUGGAUGCUCAGAGAGGCUGUGAGCAAUGCUGCCUUAGUGCUGCAGCAGCUCUUCUUACAUUCAGAAGCGGAUAUAGAGACUCUAAUAAACAGUGUACAACAACAUAUUGGUCUGGACCAGUCACAAUAUAUAAGGAUACCAUUAAAAACCACAGUCAAAGCAACUCAAAAAAGGAAGCCUACUGUGUAGUUGCUUAACAAUAUAUUUAAUACUAUUCACUGGCCAUGUUUCAUGUGACCUUUAUUUUCUGCUCCAGUAUGAGGAAGUGCAUCCCCAGCUGUCUCAGCACACAUUACUGAUGUACUGAAGCAUCUCUUGCUUCCGUAGCCCUUUAAAAUGGCAGAUUUGGGCACUGAGAAGCACCUAAAUUGGGCGCAUUGGCUGUAAGUAACAUGCUAUUAAUAACGUCAGAGCUCAGGCUCUGCGCUUCACAGUGCUGUAUGGUUUUUAUUUUUUUUUAGCAGAUGCUCUUAUCCAGAGCGACGUACAGUUACAGACUUACAGUUAAGAUAGCUAGGUGGGACAACCACAUAUCACAGAAAUGUAAAUAUUUCCUCAAUAAAGUAGCUAUCAGCAAAGUCAAAGCUAGUGGUGAGAAGGGGUGCUGUGGGAUUAUUUAAAAUACUCUUUGAAGAGGUAGGGUUUCAGAUGUUUUUGGAAGAUGGGCAGGGGGAAGCUGGUUCCACCACUGGGGUGCCAGGACAGAGAAGAGCUUGGACUGGGUUGAGUGGGAGCUGCCCUCCCGUAGAGGUGGGAGGGCCAAGACACCAGAGAUGGCAGAGUGGAGUGCUCAGGUUGGGGUGUAGGGUUUGAGCAUAGCCUGAAGGUAGGGAGGGGCAGUUCCUCUUGCUGCUUCGUAGGCAAGUACCAUUGUCUUGUAGUGGAUGUGAGCUUCAACUGGAAGCCAAUGGAGUGUGCGGAGGAGCGGGGUUACAUGGGAGAACUUGGAUAGGUUGAACACCAGGCGGGCUGGAGGGUUCUGGAUAAGUUGCAGGGGUUUGAUGGCACCAGCGGGGAGCCCAGCCAUCAGCGAGUUGCAGUAGACCAGACGGGAGAAAACAAGGGCCUGGAUUAGGACCAGCGCCGCUUCUACUCUACGGAUGCUGUAGAGCAUGAACCUGCAGGAGCGUGUCACUGCUUUGAUGUUUGCAAAGAACAACAGGGUGUUGUCCAGGGUCACGUCAAGGUUAUUUUCAGCCUGGGAGGGGGACACCGUGGAGUUGUCAACUGUGAUGGAGGAAGAGCAGCUCCGUCUUGUCGAGGUUGAGCUUGAGGUGGUGGGCCGACAUCCAAGCUGAGAUACCUGCCAGGCACGCAGAGAUGUGUGUCGCAGCCUGGGUGUCAGAAAGGGUGAAGGAGAAAAGUAGUUGAGUGUCAUCCACAUAGCAAUGCUAGAAGAGACCAUGUGAGGAUAUGACAGAGCCAAGUGACUUGGUGUAUAGAGAAAAUAGGAGAUGGCCUAGUACAGAGCCCUGGGGGACACCAGUCUUGAGAGUAUGUGGAGCAGACACAGAUCCUCUCCACGUCACCUGCCAGGUAGGAUGCAAUCCAAGAGUGUGCAGAGCCUGAGACGUCCAGCCCUGAGAAGGUGGAGAGGAGGAUCUGAUGGUUCACGGUGUUGAAGGUAGCAGAUAGAUCUAGGAGGAUGAGAACAGAGGAUAGAGAUUUAGCUUUGGCAGUGCAGAGAGCCUCCAUGACACAGAGAAGAGCAGUCUCGGUUGAGUGACCCGUCUUGAAGCCUGACUGGUUAGGGUCAAGAAAAUAGUUCUGAGAAAGAUAGCUAGAGAGUUGGUCAAAGACGGCACGCUCAAGUGUUUUGGAAAGAAAAGAAAAGAAAGAAGCGAUACUGGUCUGUAGUUUUUGACAACAGAGGAGUUGAGUUUCACUGACAGCCAUUCUGAACUUAAGCACCUCAUGCGACAAGAAGUUGCCACCGUCCCGCCUGCUAAUUGGGCGACUUUUGCAAGUUUUGUUGUCUGAGUGAGGAAAAUGCUGUAAAUUAAGAUGACUAGAUGUAUUUUGAAAGAUAAGAAGUUGAGGAUUAUAAUAAAUAUAGCUUUGAUGUCAUACAAGCAAGCCAAACACCCCUGUGUCCAAAUGUGCACUUCACAUUUCCAUAUCAUAAAACUCAUGUCAUAUACAGUGUCAACAUUUAUGAUCACUAUGUUUGAUGCACAGUUACAAGAUGACAUGUCUAUUGUGAAGGAAAUUUGUAGCGGAACACCAGCCUAACAUGACCAAUGUUCCCUCUAAGCUGCGCACGUGCGCACCUCCUUCAGGACUGCGGCGCAGAAGAAAUGCCAGGCUGUGCAGAGACGCAAGAGAUUGAACUUCACUGAGUUCGCCUCAUUAGUUUGCACUAUAUAGAUCAUGUUUUUUCUGUGAUCUAAUCAACAUUAUAUUAGCCCCUUUUCAAUGCAACAAACCAAAACAAAUCUAACUUUGCAAGCUUGAGUCUGGGAUUUUGUUGUAGGCAGAGCCAGAGUGCAAUGGAGUAAAACUAUAUUGGCGGGGUAGCCCAUGAGCGUUUUCAGAUCAAUUAAUGUGCUUUUCAAAUCAAGAGUGCAGAGCUGCGCGUGUGCACAUUUGUUGAUAUUCUUUGCUAGUUAGCGAGUUAUUAGCCCAGUUAGAGAUAAUUAUAGGUCAGCAAAGGUGACUUACUGCUUCUUCCUACAAGAGCACAAAACGUGUAGGCUACAUUUCAAGCUGUCUUUGAAAAACCAGUCAGGUAAAAAGCCUGGGCUAUCAGUCUUCGUGGUGCUUCUCUUCAACAUAGCAUGAUUUCUUGUGUGCAAAAUGACAGUUGUUGUGUAUAUGUGUCACGGUUUCGGCCGAGACUGCUCCUCCUCCUGGUUCGGGCAGGCUUCGGCGUUCGCCGUCCCCGGAGUACUAGCUGCCACCGUUGUAUGUUUUGUGGUGUGAUUGCUUUAGUCUGUCUUGUACACCUGUGUCUGUUUGUGUGCUGAUUACGUGUCUUAUAAGUUCCCUGUUUUGUAUUAGUUAGAUUGUGUGUUGUUGUUUGCCUGUCGUGCGGAGCUGCGUGUUUGCGCUCUGUUAGUUCUGUUUAUUGUGUUACGCAUGUUGCGUAAUUCCCUCGCCUCCGUUUGUUUUCGAGGUCGUGUAAUGUUUUGUUGCACUUUGGACUAGUAAAGUAUUUUGGACUAAUCCUCUGUGUCCUGCGCCUGACUCCUCCACCACAUCCACAUCGGUUCUUUUGACAGAACAACACACCCAACUAUGGAGUCAGCAAGAGCAGCGGCGGCACCCAAGUCGCUGGAAGAGCGGAUCAGCUAUCAAGACACCAUGAUCCGGCAACUUGGGGCCGCCAUGGACGAGGUGUCCAACACUCUGCGCCGGUUGGUGACUGGAGAGGUGCCUACGCCUUCUUACUCCAUCCCAUCACCAACGGCCAGUCCUCCUCUCUCAGCACCGGAACCCAGUGGCAUUCGGCUCUCGCUCCCGAGGGCAUAUGACGGUUCUGCAGCCGGGUGUCAGGGGUUCCUCCUGCAGCUGGAACUCUACCUGGCUACCAUACACCCAGCGCCCUCGGGAUACGAGAGCGUCUCCGCCCUCAUCUCCUGUCUAUCCGGCAAGGCGUUGGAGUGGGCCAACGCCGAAUGGAGGGGAAUAGACGCCGCUACCAUCACCUACGCGGAGUUCUCCCGCCGCUUCAGGGCUGUCUUCGAUCACCCACCUGAAGGGAAAGCGGCGGGGGAGCGUCUGUUCCACCUCCGACAGGGGAAGAGGAGCGCACAGGAGUUCGCACUGGAGUUCCGGACGCUAGCGGCGGAUGCGGGGUGGAAUGAGAGGGCCCUCAUCGACCAUUACCGGUGCAGCCUACGAGAGGACGUUCGUCGUGAGCUGGCCUGCAGGGACACCAACCUAUCAUUCGACCAGUUGGUGGACAUCUCCAUACGUCUCGACACCCUGCUGGCUACCCGCGGACGUCCCGAGUGGGGGCCGACCAUUCCACCCUCCAGCACCUCCGAUCCGAUUCCCAUGGAGCUCGGGGGUGCUGGCGCUAGAGAGAGGAGGAGAGAGAACCCGAGGGGGGCCACCCCCUGCACCAACUGUGGCCGUGGAGGACACACCGCGGCCAGGUGCUGGGGAGGGUCUCCUGGGAGAGGGGACAACAGGUCACGCACUGGGGAGUCAUUUCAGGUGAGUAGGCGCCCCACUUACCCAGAGCUUUCUGUUGGUCACAUGAGUAUUCCUGUGAGAUUUCCACAGGUGGCCCUCAUUCCCAGAAUAAGGCGCUAGUAGAUUCAGGCGCAGCUGGGAAUUUUAUUGAUCGGGCAUUUUGUUAUAGGUUUGGAAUUCCCCUUCGGCCGGUAGAAGCCCCCUUUCCUGUCCACGCCUUAGACAGCCGGCCGUUGGGGUCGGGGCUGAUCAGAGAAGUCACAGCACCACUUACUAUGACGACGCAGGGGGGUCAUGAGGAGAUCAUUCAGUUUUAUCUGAUUGACUCUCCUGCGUACCCCGUGGUGUUGGGGCUUCCCUGGUUAAGCACCCAUGAUCCUACCAUUGCGUGGCAACAGAGGGCUCUUAUGGAGUGGUCUGCCCAGUGUGUAGGGAGAUGUCUAGGUGUUUCCUUAGGGGCGACCUCGGUUGAGAGUCCGAACCAAGUGCCCGCAAUGCGCAUUCCCCCUAAGUAUGAGGACUUAGCACUCGUGUUCAGCAAGACGAGGGCAACACGGCUACCACCUCAUAGACAGGGGGACUGUGUGAUAAAUCUCCAAACAGGAGCGGCUCUUCCGCGGAGCCGUGUGUAUCCCCUGUCUCAAGAGGAGACAGCGGCUAUGGAGACUUACAUAGCCGAGUCCUUGGCACAGGGAUACAUACGGUCCUCCACUUCCCCGGUUUCCUCGAGUUUCUUCUUUGUGAAGAAGAAGGACGGGGGUUUGCGCCCGUGUAUUGAUUACCGUAGUCUCAAUCAGAUCACGGUUAAGUACAGUUACCCUCUUCCACUGAUUGCGACUAUGACGGAGUCAUUACGCGGAGCGCAAUUCUUCACAAAGUUGGAUCUCAGGAGCGCGUACAAUCUGGUGCGCAUUAGGGAGGGGGAUGAAUGGAAAACGGCAUUUAGCACCACCUCGGGUCAUUACGAGUAUCUCGUCAUGCCAUACGGGCUAAUGAAUGCUCCUUCAGUCUUCCAAUCCUUUGUUGACGAGAUUUUCCGGGACAUGCAUGGGCAGGGUGUGGUAGUGUACAUCGACGACAUCCUAGUGUACUCUUCUACACGAGCCGAGCAUGUAGCCCUGGUGCGCCGAGUGUUGAGAAGACUGUUGGAGCAUGACUUGUACGUCAAGGCAGAGAAAUGCCUGUUCUUCCAGGAGUCCGUCUCCUUUUUGGGUUAUCGGUUGUCCGCGUCUGGUGUGGAGAUAGAGGUAGACCGUGUGUCGGCCGUGCGUAAUUGGCAAACUCCAACCACUGUAAAAGAGGUGCAGCAGUUCUUGGGUUUUGCUAAUUACUACCGGAGGUUUAUUCGGGGCUUUGGACAGGUUGCAGCGCCCAUUACGUCCCUGUUAAAGGGGGGUCCGGUUCGUCUGCAGUGGUCAGCUGAGGCGGACAGGGCAUUUGUCAAACUGAAGAACCUGUUCACCUCGGCCCCGGUGCCGGCGCAUCCGGAUCCCUCUUUACCAUUCCAAGUAGAGGUAGACGCGUCCGAGACCGGUAUUGGGGCAGUCCUGUCACAACGGUCCGGCACGCCACCUAAGCUCCGCCCCUCUGCGUUCUACUCUAAGAAACUCAGCUCGGCGGAGCGCAAUUAUGACGUUGGGGACAGGGAGCUGUUAGCUGUAGUCCAGGCCCUAAAGGUGUGGAGGCAUUGGCUUGAGGGGGCUCAACACCCUUUCCUCAUUCUGACCGAUCACCGUAACCUGCAGUACAUCCGGGCAGCUAGGAGAUUGAACCCUCGUCAGGCUAGGUGGAACAUGUUCCUGACCCGGUUUGUUUUUAAGAUCACAUACAUCCCAGGGUCCCAGAACGGUAAGGCAGACGCCCUGUCCCGGCGGUAUGACACAGAGGAGAGGUCCAUUGAGCCCACUUCCAUACUGCCGGAGUCUUGUCUGGUGGCUCCGGUGGAAUGGGAGGUCGAUACGGAAAUCGAGCGGGCACUGCAUGCCGACCCUACUCCCCCCGGCACUCCUCCACCGGUUUAACACCUUUCCAGUGUGUUUUAGGGUAUCAGCCGGUCCUGGCACCGUGGCACGAGAGCCAGAUCGAGGCCCCUGCGGUGGACGAGUGGAUUCGGCGCUCGGAGGAGACGUGGGACGCUGCCCAUGUCCAUCUGCAGCGGGCCAUCCGUCAACAAAAGGCGAGCGCCGAUCGCCACCGCAGUGAGGGACCGGUGUACGCACCGCCUGCCCUGCCGGAAGCUGGGUCGGCGGUUUGUGGGGCCCUUCAAAGUCCUGAGAAGAUUGAACGAGGUGUGUUACAGGUUACAACUGCCUAUUGAAUACAAAAAUAUUAACCCCUCGUUCCAUGUGUCUCUUCUCAGGCCGGUGGUAGCUGGCCCACUCCAAGAAGAUGAGAUAGGAGAGACCCCUCCGCCCCCUUUGGACAUCGAGGGGGCCCCGGCGUACAGGGUCCGGACCAUCUUGGACUCGAGGCGCCGGAUGAGUGGUCUCCAGUAUCUCGUGGAGUGGGAGGGGUACGGUCCGGAGGAACGGUGCUGGGUGCCUAGGAGGGACAUCCUCGAUCCAUCCCUCCUGACUGAGUUCCACCGUGGGCAUCCCACGCGCCCGGGUCCGCGUCCUCCUGGCCGUCCCCGAGGCCGGGGUCGGCGCACGGCUGGAGCCGCGCGUCAAGGGGGGGGUACUGUCACGGUUUCGGCCGAGACUGCUCCUCCUCCUGGUUCGGGCAGGCUUCGGCGUUCGCCGUCCCCGGAGUACUAGCUGCCACCGUUGUAUGUUUCGUGGUGUGAUUGCUUUAGUCUGUCUUGUACACCUGUGUCUGUUUGUGUGCUGAUUACGUGUCUUAUAAGUUCCCUGUUUUGUAUUAGUUAGAUUGUGUGUUGUUGUUUGCCUGUCGUGCGGAGCUGCGUGUUUGCGCUCUGUUAGUUCUGUUUAUUGUGUUACGCAUGUUGCGUAAUUCCCUCGCCUCCGUUUGUUUUCGAGGUCGUGUAUUGUUUUGUUGCACUUUGGACUAGUAAAGUCUUUUGGACUAAUCCUCUGUGUCCUGCGCCUGACUCCUCCACCACAUCCACAUCGGUUAUUUUGACAAUAUGGCUGCAUUUCAGAAAGGCCUACAUUUUUUAAAAAGUUGUAUGUGGCAGUAGUAGGCCCAAUGCCUUGUGUAGCCUACUAAAAGUAGGCAAACUUUCAUUCUGUUAUCAUUAAUUUGCAUUACACAGUCAUUGUGUGAUCGAAUCAAAUCAAAGUGUAUUUGUCACAUAUACAACAGGUGUAGAUUCUACCGUGAAAUGCUUACUCAUGAGCCCUUUCCCAACAAUGCAGAGUUAAAAAGUAAGAACAUUUGCACAGACAAAAAAAAGGAAAUAGUAACAUAAAAAAUUACAAUAACGAGGCUAUAUACAAGGAGAACCGGUACCAAGUCAAUGUGCUGGUUGAGGUGAAAAUGUCUAUACUGUAAAAGUGAUACUAUGAGGGGCGGCAGGUAGCCUGGAAGGUAGGAGCGUUGCAUUCAGUUGUACAACUGACUAUGUAUCCCCCUUUCCCUUUCUAUUACACUGUUGCUAAGCAGGAACUUGUAUCAAGGGUGAUUAACAAAGCUUACACAUCUACUGAGUCAAUCUCUAGUGCAUUGUGUUGUACAGUGCAGGACAUUUGACGCAAUGACUGGAUUUCAAAAGCGAUAUACAUUACCUUUGCCCUAUUCUUUCUCUGUAGUAGAAGCACCUGUCUGCUCUAGGUCUAGGCACUUGUCAUCUCCCGUCUGGACUACGGCAACUCGCUGUUGGCUGGGCUCCCCGUUUAUGCCAUCAAACCCCUGCAAUUUAUCCAGAAUGCUGCAGCCCGCCUGGUUUUCAAACUUCCCAGGUUCUCCCAUGUCACCCCGCUCCUCCGCACACUUCACUAGCUUCCAGUCGAAGCUCACAUCCACUACAAGACCAUGGUGCUUUCCUACGGAGCAGCAAGAGGAACUGCCCCCUCCCUACCUUCAGGCUCUGCUCAAACCCUACACACCAACCUGAGCACUCCGUCCUGCCACCUCUGGUCUCUUGGCCCUCCCACCCCUACAGGAGGGCAGCUCCCGCUCAGCCAGGUCCAAGCUCUUCUCUGUCCUGGCACCCCAAUGGUGGAACCAGCUUCCCCCUGAAGCUAGGACAGCAGAGUCCCUGCCCAUCUUCCGAAAGCACCUGAAACCCUACCUCCUCAAAGAACAUCUUAAAUAAUCCCCCUUCUCAAAAAUUUUAAAUGUAGGAUGUAUGACCCUGAAAUAGCUUUCUUUGUUCACCAGUCAUUCAGGGGCUUACAGAGGCCCUUUGAGAUUCCUACUGUCAUGCUAAAGUACAUAGGCCCUUUGACAUUCUCACUCACUGUCCAGCUAUAGUGUUGUAUUUAAAGUUUGUGUCUGGUUCAUAAUAGAUUUUUUGGAAGGAACACAAAUAAUUCUGUGUAUUUCAUUUCAUCAUGUAUUAUAGUGUGUCACGUGUGUGACCAGUGUUCUUUCCUGUGUUUCCUCAGAUAACCGUUGUAUGGACCGGCACUUCCUGCCCACGCGUUCUAAGCAGCUGAUGGCCCUGGCCAGCUUCCCCGGGGCUGGCAACACCUGGGCCCGCCACCUCAUAGAGCUGGCCACUGGCUUCUACACAGGCAGCUACUACUUUGAUGGCUCCCUCUACAACAAAGGUACUGUAACCUGGAGGUAACAGGUGACAUGGGUACUGGGUAGUCAUACAUUGGGAAGUCAUGCAGUCACUUAAACAGCCAAAAUUACACUAUUAAGCAUGUUAAUGUUUUGUCGUUGUUGUUUUUUCUUUUAAAAGGCUUCAAAGGUGAGCGAGACCAUUGGCGGAGUGGUAGGACCGUCUGCAUUAAAACACAUGAGAGCGGCAAGAAGGAGAUUGAAGCCUUUGACGCCAGCAUCGUCAUGAUCCGCAACCCUUAUAAGGCCCUCAUGGCUGAGUUCAACCGCAAGUACGGCGGCCAUAUUGGAUUUGCCUCGCAGGCCCACUGGAGAGGGAAAGGUGGGACUUCAGCCAAUGAUACAGUGCCCUUAUUGCUAUGUAAUUAUUGGUGUAAUUACAGUGUAACAACUAUUGUCAUUACUCUUUAUAUCACUAUAUUUACACUGUACUUAGGGUUAGGGUUGGGGUUGAGCCAGGGUGUGGACAUGAGACUAGGGUUAGGGUUAGGGCUAAGGUUAAUAGGGUUACUGCUGUAAGUACAGUGUAAGUACAAUAAUGAGUAAUUGCAAAACUGUUACAUAGUAAUUACAUGAGGAUAGUUACACAGUAAUAAGGGUAAUGUAAAGUGUUACCCAAUUGUCUGCAUACUGAUGAGUCAUGAAUAGGUGAACUCAACAGAUAUGAACAUGCUUGGCAUACAGUAGAUGUGCCCUUUCCCUAUCAUGAUUAGUUGGAGAUGGCGCCGGAGAAGAUGGCUGCCGUUUUACAGCCCUCUAACCAAUUGUACUAUUAUGUGUGUUUUUUCACGUUAUUUGUAAUUUAUUCUGUACAUAAUGUUUCUGCCAACGUCUCUUAUAACCAAAAAGAGCUUCUGGAUAUCAGGACAGCAAUUACUCACCUCGUAUUGGAUGAAGACUUUUUCUUCAACGAGUCGGACACGAAGGAUAUCCUACAGACACCCGACAAGGCCCAAAUCCCCAUCAUUCGCAGGAGAAAGAGAAGGAGAUAUCGUGGAUGUAGGUCGGGGUGCCUUGUAAGGAUCCGACGGCGAGCGAGUAAACUGCCUCUUCCAUCAAUACUAUUAGCCAAUGUUCAAUUAUUUGAAAAUAAAUUAGAUGACCUAAGAUUACGGUUAUCCUACCAACGGAACAUUAAAAACUGUAAUAUCUUAUGUUUCACCGAGUCGUGGCUGAACGACGACAUGGACAACAUACAGCUGACGGGAUAUACGCUACAUCGGCAGGAUAGAAUGGCUGAUUCCGGUAAGACAAGGGGUGGCGGUCUGUGUAUAUUUGUAAACAACAGCUGGUGCACAAAAUCAAAUACUAAGGAAGUCUCUAGGUUUUGCUCGCCUGAGGUAGAGUAUCUUAUGAUAAGCUGUAGACCACACUAUUUACCAAGAGAGUUUUCAUCUAUAUUUUUCAUAGCUGUCUAUUUACCACCACAAACCAAUGCUGGCAUUAAGAUUGCACUCAAUGAGCUGUAUAAGGCCAUAAGUGAACAGGAAAACACUCAUCCAGAGGCAGCGCUCCUAGUGGCCGGGGACUUUAAUGCAGGGAAACUUAAAUCCGUUCUACCUAAUUUCAACCAGCAUGUUAAAUGUGCAACCAGAGGAAAAAAAACUCUAGACCACCUUUACUCCACACACAGAGACGCAUACAAAGCUCUCCCUCGCCCUCCAUUUGGCAAAUCUGACCAUAACUCUAUCCUCCUGAUUCCUGCUUAUAAGCAAAAACUAAAGCAGGAAGCACCAGUGACUCGGUUAAUAAAAAAGUGGUCAGAUGACGCAGAUGCUAAGCUACAGGACUGUUUUGCUAGCACAGACUGGAACAUGUUCCAGGAUUCUUCAGAUAGCAUUGAGGAGUACACCACAUCAGUCACUGGCUUCAUCAAUAAGUGCAUCGAUGAUGUCAUCCCCACAGUGACCGUACAGGCAACAUCUGCACUGAGCUAAAGGGUAGAGCUGCCGCUUUCAAGGAGCGGGACUCUAGCCCGGACGCUUAUAAGAAAUCCCGCUAUGCCCUCCGACGAACCAUCAAACAGGCAAAGAGUCAAUACAGGACUAAGAUUGAAUCGUACUACACCAGCUCUGACGCUCGUCGGAUGUGGCAAGGCUUGAAAACUAUUACAGACUACAAAGGGAAGCACAGCCGCGAGCUGCCCAGUGACACAAGCCUACCAGAUGAGCUAAACCACUUCUAUGCUCGCUUCGAGGCAAGCAACACUGAAGCAUGCAUGAGAGCACCAGCUGUUCCGGAUGACGAUGUGAUCACGCUCUCCGUAGCCGAUGUGAGUUAGACUUUUAAGCAGGUCAACAUUCACAAGGCCGCAGGGCCAGACGGAUUACCAGGACGUAUACUCCGAGCAUGUGCUGACCAACUGGCAAGUGUCUUCACUGACAUUUUCAACAUGUCCCUGACUGAGUCUGUAAUACCAACAUGUUUCAAGCAGACCACCAUAGUCCCCGUGCCCAAGGACACUAAGAUAACCUGCCUAAAUGACUACCGACCCGUAGCACUGACUUCUGUAGCCAUGAAGUGCUUUGAAAGGCUGGUCAUGGCUCACAUCAACACCAUUAUCCCAGAAUCCCUAGACCCACUCCAAUUUGCAUACUGCCCCAACAGAUCCACAGAUGAUGCAACCUCUAUUGCACUCCACACUUCCCUUUCCCACCUGGACAAGAGGAACAUCUAUGUGAGAAUGCUGUUCAUUGAAUACAGCUCAGCAUUCAACACCAUAGUGCCCUCAAAGCUCAUCACUAAGCUAAGGAUCCUGGGACUAAACACCUCCCUCUGCAACUGGAUCCUGGACUUCCUGACGGGCCGCCCCCAGGUGGUAAGGGUAGGUAACAACACAUCUGCCACGCUGAUCCUCAACACGGGGGCCCCUCAGGGGUGCGUGCUCAUUCCCCUCCUGUACUCCCUGUUCACCCAUGACUGCAUGGCCAGGCACGACUCCAACACCAUCAUUGAGUUUGCCAACGACACAACAGUGGUAGGCCUGAUCACCGACAAUGAUGAGACAGCCUAUAGGGAGGAGGUCAGAGACCUGGCCGUGUGGUGCCAGGAUAACAACCUCUCCCUCAACCUGACCAAGACAAAGGAGAUGAUUGUGGACUACAGGAAAAAAAAGAGGACUGAGCACGCCCCCAUUCUCAUCGACGGGGCUGUAGUGGAACAGGUUGAGAGCUUCAAGUUCCUUGGUGUCCACAUCACCAACGAACUAUCAUGGUCCAAACACACCAAGACAGUCGUGAAGAGGGCACGACAAAGCCUAUUACCCCUCAGGAGACUGAAAAGAUUUGGCAUGGGUCCUCAGAUCCUCAAAAACUUCUACAGCUGCACCAUCGAGAGCAUCCUGACUGGUUGCAUCACCACCUGGUAUGGCAACUGCUCGGCCUCCGACCGCAAGGCACUACAGAGGGUAGUGCGUACGGCCCAGUGCAUCACUGGGGCCAAGCUUCCUGCCAUCCAGGACCUCUAUACCAGGCGGUGUCAGAGGAUGGCCCUCAAAAUUGUCAAAGACUCCAGCCACCCUAGUCAUAGACUGUUCUCUCUGCUACCGCACGGCAAGCGGUACCGGAGCGCCAAGUCUAGGUCCAAAAGGCUUCUCAACAGUUUCUACCCCCAAGCCAUAAGACUCCUGAACAGCUAAUCAUGGCUACCCAGACUAUUUGCACUGACCCCCCACCCCCACCCCAUAUUUUUACACUGCUGCUACUCUGUUAAUUAUUUAUGCAUAGUCACUUUAACUCUACCCACAUGUACAUAUUACCUCAACUAGCCGGUGCCCCCGCACAUUGACUCUGCACCGGUACCCCCCUGUAUAUAGCGUCCCUACUGUUAUUUGAUUUUACUUUUGCUCUUUUUUGUUGUUGUUGUUUUAUUUUACUUUUUUAUUAAAAUAGAAAUGCAUUGUUGGUUAAGGGCUGUAAGUAAGCUGUCACGCCCUGGCUCUGGGGACUCUAAUAUGUUGAGCCAGGGUGUGUAAAGUCUAUGUGUUUUGUUCUAGGUUUCACAUUCUAGUAUUGUUGUUCUAUGUUGGCCAGUGUGGUUCUCAAUCAGAGGCAACGUGAUUCAGCUGUUGCUUGUUGUCUCUGAUUGAGAACCAUACUUUAGCAGCCUGUUUCCCCACAGAGUGGUGGGAUCUUGUUUCUAGUCUGUUGUGUUAGACCGUGAACUGUCACGUUUUCGUUUUGAUCGUGUCUCUAUUAAAGAGUAUGUUUGCCUGCAACGCUGCGCCUUGGUCCUCAUCUCUGUUCGACGAUCGUGACAGAAGAUCCCACCAGAACUGGACCAAGCAGCGGGUCGAGGAGCCAUCGCCAGGGAAAUCCCUAGCGGAGAUCCAGCGCCUCCUCGACUGGGUCUAGCCGGGUGAGGAAGAGAGGGGCUUGACGUGGAGGCAGAAGGGCGAAAGGCUGGCGAGAAGCAUGGAGACCUGGUCCACGGGUAGGAGUGAAGCCCAUACAUUUUUUAGGGGGUGGCUAACGCCGUGGACGACGGGGCAGCAGGAGGCCGCCAGGUUACGGGAGUCACUGGUCACCAGGGGGAAGGAGGAUGUAGAGGCACGGCGAGAGGUACUGGCGUGUGUUGCCAGUCCGGUCCGGCCUGUUCCUGAUCCCCACGUAGGGCCAGUGGUGUGUGUUCCCAGUACGGUCCGGCCUGUUCCUGCCACUCGCACCAAGUCUACGGUGCGCGUCGCCAGCUCGACCCGGCCUGUUCCUGCUCCCCGCACCAAGUCAGUGGUGCGCUUCGUCAGCCCGGCUCGGCCCGUUCCUGCUCUCCGCACCAAGUCAGUGGUGCGCUUCGUCAGCCCGGCUCGGCCCGUUCCUGCUCCCCGCACCAAGUCAGUGGUGCGCUUCGUCAGCCCGGCUCGGCCCGUUCCUGCUCCCCGCACCAAGUCAGGGGUGCGCUUCGACAGCCCGGCUCGGCCCGCUCCUGCUCCCCACACCAAGCCAGUGGUGUGCGUCGUCAGUCCGGCACGACCCGUGCCUGUUCCCCGUGCGCUUCGUCAGCCCGGCUCGGCCCGUUCCUGCUCUCCGCACCAAGUCAGUGGUGCGCUUCGUCAGCCCGGCUCGGCCCGUUCCUGCUCCCCGCACCAAGUCAGUGGUGCGCUUCGUCAGCCCGGCUCGGCCCGUUCCUGCUCCCCGCACCAAGUCAGGGGUGCGCUUCGACAGCCCGGCUCGGCCCGCUCCUGCUCCCCACACCAAGCCAGUGGUGUGCGUCGUCAGUCCGGCACGGCCCGUGCCUGUUCCCCGCACCAAGUCAGGGGUGCGCUUCGAUAGCCCGGCUCGGCCCGCUCCUGCUCCCCACACCAAGUCAGUGGUGUGCGUCGUCAGUCCGGCACGGCCCGUGCCUGUUCCACCGGUGGCACCGGUCAGAUGCUUCACGCCGGAGCUAGAGCAAUCCGCUCCACCAGUGUGCAGUCCAGCUCCGGCCAGCGGGGCCAGACCGGACCAGGGGUACCUUGGGGGGUUGGAGAGGGAGCGGGGAUCAGGCCCGGAGCCGGAUCCGCCGCCUAAGCGGAGUGCCCACCCGGUCCCUCCCCUGUGGUAUUUGGUGGGCGCGGUCUAUGUGUUUUGUUCUAGGUUUCACAUUCUAGUAUUGUUGUUCUAUGUUGGCCAGUGUGGUUCUCAAUCAGAGGCAACGUGAUUCAGCUGUUGCUUGUUGUCUCUGAUUGAGAACCAUACUUUAGCAGCCUGUUUCCCCACAGAGUUUGUGGGAUCUUGUUUCUAGUCUGUUGUGUUAGACCGUGAACUGUCACGUUUUCGUUUUGUCGUUUUUGAUCGUGUCUCUAUUAAAGAGUAUGUUUGCCUGCAACGCUGCGCCUUGGUCCUCAUCUCUGUUCGACGAUCGUGACAUAAGCAUUUCACGGUAACGUCUACACCUGUUGUAUUCGGCGCAUGUGGCAUUUUUAUUUUUAUUUGUUUUAUUUGCUACUGUGUGCCGAUUUUCAGUGGCUCUCUCCUUAUCAACUAAUUUGGUAAACUCAAAGGCUUUUAAUGUCUGAAUGAUAGAAUGGGGUUUUGAGAUCUGUCUUCUGCUUUAACACUAAGAGAGACCAGAAAAUGAGAAGUCAGAUAAGACCUUACUCAUGAUCUAGAGGAAGUGCCAGUAUGUUGUCACUGUAGUUUUGGGUAGUGUGAACCUUAGUUUCUCAUAUUGCCUAAUCUAUGCUUUGUGAGAGCAGCACAGCAGAUGUGUAAUACAUGCGUAUACACUGAGUGUACAGAACAUUAAGGACAUCUGCUCUUUCCAUGACAUAGACUGACCAGGUGAAUCCAGGUGAAAGCUAUGAUCCCUUAUUGAUGUCACUUGUUAAAUCCACUUCAAUCAGUGUAGACUAAGGGGAGGAGACGGGUUAAAGAAGGAUUUGGAAGCCUUGGGACUCAACAUUAGGAAGGUGUUUUUAAUGUUUUAUACACUCAGUGUACAUUUUUGAGUAUCCAUUGGUAUAUGUUGGUAAGAUAAGAGUAAUGGAUAAGACCUUUUCAGAGGGAAAACUUCUCUUUGCAUGUUUGCUCCAAAAUACAAGUUUGAGUAAACAGUUUCUCUGCUCACUUUCUCACUUUCUAGACUCCACAAUCCCUUUUUUCAUUUGAAUUGUCUUGUGAUAAAAAAUAAAAUAAAAAAGUUUAUCGUGUUGUAAGAUUUUCUCAAUUUCAGCUUCUCCAACAGGCAGACAUUUUUUGAUGUUGUGUUGUCGCAUUAUCUAUUUUUCCCUCGACACACUCCAGUGUGUCAGUAACCAUGACAACCGGCUCCUAUCUGAAAUCUCCUGUGAGUUUGUCUGUCGUUAAAUAGAUUUUCCUGGGAGAGAGAUGAAGACUUGCAGACCCCAGCAUUCGAAAACAUCCGCGGAUUCGGACUGCUGUCAGCCAUGAUUGUUUCUCCUUUAUUUGUUGGUGUAGAGAUGAUGUGAGAGCGUUAGAGAGAGAAAAGGCUUUCUGACAGCUGCCAGUUGUGAUCUGGAGGGAAGCAUAGUCUCUGGCAUGCUCCAAAUGACACCAUAUUCCCUAUAAAGUUCAAUACUUUAGACCAGAGCCCAUACGGGUAUUGCACUAAAUAGGGAAUAGGGUGUAAUUUGGGAUGGAAUAUCUGAGUCAGCAGGACAUUAUGUAAGGGCUGUGCCCAGCUGUGUGAUCACCUGAUCCAGGCCCGUAGGGUGUUAUGACGUUAGAGUUACUGUCACCUUUCAACGCACUGUAGCCUCAUACAAUUACCUUGGGGGCAUAACUUAUUUUGGCCAGAGUUUGAAUGUUACACAUGCAUAAGUAUCAGUAGGCUAUGUGUCAUAUUCGGAAGUGGUCUCUGAAAGAUUACGUGGAUGAUUGAAUUUGUCAAAAAGAUUAUCCGACAAUCUCUAAACCAACAAUUGUCCCUUGGCUACAUAAUUCAGUUAUUCAUGCAGCUCCUUUCACUGUACUGUAUUAGGGCCCCAACUACUUUCACAUUUCCAUAUUGUGCUUAGAGGCUAACAUUCUGUACUUCCUGAUGUCCAGAGGAGCUCAACAACCUUGGUUCAUGGCAAGAAAUGAACUGCACAUUCUGACUUCUAACUAAAUCCCAACUGACUGACAAGCAAACAAACCUCUAUCCAUUCACAUACUACAUUUAAAUGGUUGAAUUGUGCUAUCCUUCUCUGAUUAGGACAGUCUACUGUAUUUAUUUACCAACCCUUCCUGGGCCUGGCAUACAAGACAUGAGGUUUGUUCAAAAGGGAUUCAAUAGCUGUGGUGUUUUGGGCCUCCAGAUUUUGUGUUGCUAUCUGAGAAGAGAACUGUGGCAGACAGUUUCUCUGCUUCACUGCUGCACUUUAACAUGCAAUGUUAUUUUAUAGUUCACUGUGGCAGUGUAGCUUCCACUCCCAUAUCAUCUGAAUCCCCAAGCCUCCACUGCUAACUCAGCAGAGAUUACACUUUAACAACCAUCCCUCUCCUCCUAGUACAUGCUAAUGCAGCGCUGGCUUUGCCUGCCAAUUCCUUUAUGGACUGUUGCUUAUAAAUGAUUGAAAAGUUUCUCCAGUAAAGUAUUCCAAAAGGGUAUGGUGCAGUGAACUGUCUUAACAGCCAAUUGAACGAUAGUGUAGACUGUAGGGUGUUGGUAGACCUACUGGUGCCACAACAGUAGAUCCCUGUCUUAGCUGUCACCUUCUCAACAGUAUGUUCUCCGAUGCAGCUCUUCAUUGACCCUGGUGGUAAAUCCUGAGCCUCCCAGACUGCAGCAGGUCUGUCUGUCUGCUAAAAGGACUAAAACUUGCUUUGUUCCAUGUCAUUAAUUUAAUCCCCUCAACGAAGCCUGUGUCUCAGAGAAUGCAUUAUGUGCUGUGAUUACACUGGGUGAAUUGCACCAGACCUCUUAAAUGAAAUAACAUCAGUGUUUGAUGAUUAUUCUGCAGGGAAAGGGGAUGGGGGAGGGGUGGGUACCUUUCCUCCCAGCUUAAUUGCCUGCUGAAAAAAAAAGAUGUGCCUGCUGGAAGAGAGGCCUCCUCUGCUGUAUCCACUACCCAGGAAUCCCUGGGGAUGUACAGAGCCGCAGAAAUGACCUGCUUCUCUCAAAUUGUAUUCUUUACUGCUGUUCCCUGGGCUGUUCAUUCAGCCAAUAGUGCCCCAUUUAUAGGUGUUUUCUCCUCAUUUUGUAUUAGAAUAAUUUAUACUUUGAUAUAUCCCGGAGCUCAAUUGUGUACCCUUAAAUAAGAUUUUAGGCCUUCUCACAAUACUCGAUAAUGAUCUUGCAUUGUCAAGAUCAUUUCUGAGAAACAACUUAUAAUCUGCUUCCUGUGUUCUGUGUUGUUUUACAGAGUGGCCUGAGUUUGUGAAGAACUAUGCUCCUUGGUGGGCAUCCCACACACUAGACUGGCUGCGUUAUGGGAGGAAUGUCCACGUGGUCCACUUUGAGGAGCUGAAGAGGGAGCUGUUCUCCAAGCUCAAGGGCAUGGUCCUGUUUCUGGGCCUGGAGGUGGCCGAGGAUCGCCUGCUCUGUGUAGAGGGACAGAAGGACGGCAAUUUUAAGCGCUCCGGCCUGCGUAAACUGGAGUAUGACCCGUACACACCCGAGAUGCGUGCUAGCAUUGACGAACUGGUCAUGACUGUAGACGCUGCCCUUAAGAAGAGGAACAUUGCCGGGGUGCCCAAGGAGUACCGACCGACUUCAAGAUGAUAUGAGUUCCUUUCCUUUUCCUCUCUCUCUCCCUUUCUCACUCUUCUUAUAGCCCUUCCCUUCCCACAUCGUUCUGGGAUUAAUGGCAUCUAUGUCCAAAAAGUCACAUGAACUGAAAAUCUAUGUGUAGGAAAUACAGUUGUAUUUAAAGCACUUCCCUGUUCCCCUCCACCUCUUUAUUUGUCUCCUUCUUUCGCACAUCCCUUUUCUUUAUUAGUUUAACUGACAGACACACAACCAUAUUGAUUAGGACAACAGCAUCAUACUGUAUACUGCUUUAGAAAUGACAUUUAGCUACUUGGCUGAUGAACAUGCAUUCAUUGGGGAACUCAAAUAAGGACCAAUGAGAAGCACUUCCCCCUCUAUGCACAUGUAUGUGUUGUGCACUAUGACUUAACAUGAAGGUACAGUAGCUGUGUUGGAAGCACAUCCAAGUACAUAAUGGCUGGAUUACUGUCAACUGACCUCAAGGAGCAAAGUCCUGCUAAUCUGAAAUUGAUGAUUAAAAAGAACUGUAAGAAGUCUAUUUCUAUGCAUAAUGUAUGUUAUCGAAUAGGAUCUGCUGCUAUCACAGAUUAGAAUAACAAAUACUCUUUCAUGAAAUGGGUUAAAAAUGGUCACAAAACAUUUUAAUGGUCUGUCAUUUUCAACUAAAUGUUUUGUUUUGUUAGAGAGACGACAAAUGCUAUAUGUAUACUUCUGUUUGCUGAAUACUGUAUGUUUGAAAGCUACUGGACUUAAAAUGAGGAUGUGGUCCAAACUGUUCUAAAUGUGACUUGGUUGGCGAAAGCAACCAACCAAGCAACCAAUUGCGAAAGCAACGAAGGCCUAGAUUGAAUCAGAUAAAGAGUUAACUGGCAAUAGCAGACACACAAAUAGCGGAUGAUUUGGCGAGUCAGAGGUGGAACUGCAUUGGAG
Messenger RNA from Coregonus sp. 'balchen', 36945 nucleotides. Lineage: Eukaryota; Metazoa; Chordata; Actinopteri; Salmoniformes; Salmonidae. The record is from the annotation of a GenBank genome assembly.